Molecule: messenger RNA, 506 nt
Organism: Puccinia graminis f. sp. tritici CRL 75-36-700-3
Lineage: Eukaryota; Fungi; Basidiomycota; Pucciniomycetes; Pucciniales; Pucciniaceae
Exons: 3
Coding region: 74-457 (127 amino acids)
Source: RefSeq, a predicted model, not a curated record
UUCAUUUUCAUCCUAUAUUUCUAAAUUCUUCCAAUUCCAAUUGCCUUCAAGCUUACUUUCAACCAAUAUCACAAUGCCUUCUCCUUUAAGCAUAUUAUCUCUUCUUCUGACUUCCAGCUCACUCCUACUCUCGGUUCUUGGUGAUCAAGGGACUAGCCCAGUUCGCCGCCAUAUGCUUGAGAAACGUAGCUCUUGUUUUGUUAUCAAUCAACGAAAGGGUUGCGUGGACUGGGGAUCAGCCGCAUGCUGUCAAGAUUGCUGUUCAAGGUUUUAUGCCGGCGAAGUCGCUCCGCACUGGGGGAUUGAUUGCAGGUGCCCCACAGCCUACCAGUACCAGACACCAUCAACUGUUGUAGUGACCCCAGGCCCGGCACAACAAGCGCCCCCCAUUUAUGUCACUCAACCAGCUCCGGUUUACGUGGCUCAGCCUCAGCCAGUUUACGUUGCUGGCUAUUAAGCCCGAUUCCUGUGGCCUCCUUGACAACAGAGCUCCAAAAAUGAUCUAA